AUGAGUGUUCUGGUGAGCCGGAAACAGGAGAAUUUGGAUUGGGUUCCAGCAUCCCUAGGUUCAGUCCCUCCUGGUGCCUUGCAGGGUGGACACACCGACGAUGGUGAAGCUUUGUACAUUGGGAGGUAUAUCUACGAAGGCACAUAUAUCUGUGGCAAGGCUAAGGAUCCAGCAAUCGUGUGGCUAAGGUUUCGUCGGCUUGAUUACUUUCGCCUUGAUUACUUCGCCUUGAUUACUUCUCACCAAGUGAGAGGCGAGGAGAAGUCAACCCCCCCUCCGCACUACACCACUGGGAUCCAGGAAAAUCCUUCGUAA
This is a messenger RNA of Darwinula stevensoni, 315 nucleotides long. Lineage: Eukaryota; Metazoa; Arthropoda; Ostracoda; Podocopida; Darwinulidae. The record is from the annotation of a GenBank genome assembly.